AUGUUUUCCAGCAACAUUAGCGCUCGACUAUCCUUCCUGCAUUUCAAAGCUCCUCACCUUGCAGAGUACAUCCGUAGACUCUGUGUCUGGUGGAAUCGCCCCGCUUCGGAGUGCCAGUGGCUCGCAGAGUGUCUGUACAGGAUGAAGAGCUUUCGUGAACUGAUCCUGUUGUCGAUUUUGGUGGGCCUGCCCACGGAACGACGAAUACUCGCCGCGCGGGCCAUGCCCAUCUUUGACGCCUCUCGCCUUCGCAAACUAGCUUUACACGACUGGGACUUUGCAGAGGACGCAUAUGAUCUCCUCGGCAUGCUCUCUCCGACCCUUGAGGAGCUAGUGCUCGAGAACAUCCGUACAGAAAAUAUCGAGAUGGAAAAUAUCGAGAUGGAAACGCCCCCGACCACGCACUUCGAAGGCUACGCCGAGAAUAUCAUCGAGUGCCGCCGUCUUCAAUACUUGGAGCUCCAAUGGCUCCGCGACACCCAUUCUUGGAAUAUGCCACCUUGGAUUCCUGUCAGUUCAUCAGAAUUUGCGCUCAUCAUGAAGAUCACUCUGUUUGGUAGUUACGGACGGUUCCCUGGUCUCUUUACUUGGAUCAAGGAUUGUAUCGACCGCCUCCCGUUUCCCAACCUCAUUAAGGUGUUCAGCAUCUGCAUCCAAAAGUCCUUUAGCACCCGCACGGGCGUCGACGGCUUUCUUCCGGAAACAUCGGACUACGAAAUGCUGUCUCGAUUCCUUCAACCCCUCUGGAAAGAUGGCGUCUUGGAGAACUUCGCGUUGACCAUCAUAAUUGAUGGCGAUCACGAUGUGGCUCCCGACUCGGCGCGAGAGUCGGUGAAAUUGGAUACUGCUUUCGCUGGACUGUUGCCAGCAAAUGUAUCCGACGUGCGGUUCAUCGUGAGGCCCGAGGGAUGGAGGGUAAUGCAUUGUGCAACCAAUAGUCUGAGCAGCCCAAAAAUCAGCGCCCGCUUUUGGGGCGAACAGGGGCACCGGGAUCCACCAACACUCCCCGUCGAGAUCAUAUCCGAGAUCAUAGCCAUCGUUGCGUCGGAGGACUCCAAGGAGCCGCUCCCCGUUGUGUACAAGUCGGAUGUCGAAAAAGAGGCCUUUAGAACCCUCGCGGCUGCCUCUCUGGUGUCUCAUUCCUGGAACGCCAUCAGCAGACGACACAUAUUCCACUCAGUCUUCAUCCCUUUCAACAACACUAGCGCUCGGCUCUCCUUCCUGCAUUUCCAAGCCCCGCACCUCGCAGAGUACAUCCAUAGACUCUGUGUCUGGUGGGAUGAUGGCACUCCCCCCGUUUCUGAAUGGCUCACAGAGUGUUUCUGCAGGCUGAAGAACUUUCGUGAGCUGAUCCUUACGUCGUCUUUGUCGGGCCUACUCACGGAACGACGGAUAUCCGCCGUGGGGGUCAUGCCAGUAUUGGCCGCCUCUCGCCUUCGCACGUUGACUUUACGCCACUGGGGCUUUGCAGAGGACGCAUAUGAUCUCCUCGGCAUGCUCCCUCCGACCCUCGAGGAGCUAGUGCUCGAGGACAUCCAUACAGAAACCAUCGAGAUAGAAGCGCCGCCCCCGACCACCCACUUAGCAGAUCUCCGAAGGCUAGUUUUAAUCGAUACAGCCCAUCCGAUGCUCAGCGCCGAGAACAUCAUUGAAUGUCCCCAUCUCAAACAGUUGGAGCUUUAUUGGCUCUACAAUGUCGUCGAUUCUUGGGGUGGCGCCGGGUGUCUCCUCCCCAACUUUGGCAAGACUAUACGGCCAUCUGUAGUGACAAUCACUUUAUGGAGUAAUGGGCAUUCAUUUCGUGACCUCUUUACUUGGAUCAAGGACUGUAUCGACCGCCUCCCAUUUCCCAACCUCAUUCAAGUCCUCAAAAUCCACAUUCAGAAGUUCUCCGACGUCCGCGCGGGAGGCGACCCUCUCCCACAAAUACUGGACUACGAGAUGCUGUCCCAAGCCCUCCAACCCCUCUGCAAAAAUGGCGCCUUAACGUCCAUCACGUUAGAUAUCUCCACGGAUGGCAAUCACGAUGUGGGUACUUACUCAGCACGAGAGUCGGCGAAAGUGAAGGCUGGGCUUGCAGGGCUAUUGCCAGCAAAUAUAUCCGACCCACGGUUCAUCAUGGACCGCACUCAGUUUAGUACUUGGACGCAUAGGGAUGGUGGAUUCGACAUGCGUUGCAUCAUACAGAUAUUGUAA
Pleurotus ostreatus (oyster mushroom) is the source of this 2196-nucleotide messenger RNA. RefSeq lists its product as uncharacterized. The transcript is spliced from 6 exons. The record is from RefSeq and is a predicted model, not a curated record. Lineage: Eukaryota; Fungi; Basidiomycota; Agaricomycetes; Agaricales; Pleurotaceae. The coding region runs from base 1 to 2196 and encodes 731 amino acids.